This is a messenger RNA of Carassius gibelio (silver crucian carp), 1843 nucleotides long. Its product is annotated as keratin, type I cytoskeletal 13. The transcript is spliced from 7 exons. The record is from RefSeq and is a predicted model, not a curated record. Bases 469 to 1776 code for a protein of 435 amino acids. Gene Ontology annotation, molecular function: structural molecule activity. NCBI's taxonomy places the organism in Eukaryota, Metazoa, Chordata, Actinopteri, Cypriniformes, Cyprinidae.
UGAUUAAACUUUUUAUUCAUGUUGAAAAAUAAAGAGAUAUAUAGUAAGGUCCAAUGAUUAUUUGAUAUAAUUUACUGAAUAUAAUUAAAUAUGUGUCAACCAAUAUACUGUGCAUUCCUAAAGCAAACAGUAAAAGUUUCAUUAAACUAGAAAGAAAAGUUUCAUUUAACAAACCAGUUAGGUCAAUUUAUUCAGUCCAUGAUAUCAUGCUGCUGGCAAUCUUUAAGGAAAUUCUGAAGAAUUUAAGUGGAACUCUAAAACACUGACACUAUGCAGUCUUGUAUUCAGCCACACCCGCUGCAUUAGGGAAAGGGGUAAUAGUAUCUUGGUCCACCCCCUUAGGCAUUCCAUCUAGUCCCUCCCCCAUUUGUCCAAAUAAAAAAGACAGGGGUCGUGUUCUCCUCACUCAUCCGCUCGCUCAUUCUCCAGCCAUUCUCCAGUUGAGAACGACAGCAAGCCUCCUCCAAAAUGAUGACUUCUUCUUCUUCCAGCCGCACCUACAUGUCUUCAGGAGGUUCUUCUCACUUUGGUGGUGGAGCAGGUCGUGUCACAGCCAUGCGUGCCGGUAGUGUGUAUGGAGGAGCAGGGGGAAGUGGAGUCCGUAUCUCUAGUGCCUCUGCUCAUCGUUCCUUCUCUGCUGGUGCCGGUGCCGGUGCUGGUUUUGGAGGUGGUUUCAACUUGGCUGAUGCCAUUGAUGUGUCCGCAAAUGAGAAAGCCACCAUGCAAAACCUCAAUGACCGUCUGGCCUCCUACCUGGAGAAGGUGCGCUCUCUCGAGAAGGCUAAUGCUGAUCUUGAGCUGAAGAUCCGGCAGUUCAUGGAGAGCAGGAUGGGCCCCUCUGCUCGUGACUACAGCGCCUACUAUGCUACAAUCAGUGACCUCCAGGGCAAGAUCCAGGCUGCCACACGUUUAAAUGGAGGCAUCUACCUGAGCAUUGACAACGCCAAGCUGGCUACUGAUGACUUCAGGGUCAAAUAUGAGAAUGAGCUGAGCAUGAAGCAGUCUGUAGAGGCAGACAUUGCUGGCCUGAGGAGGGUGCUGGAUGAGCUGACAAUGUCAAGAUCUGAUCUGGAAAUGCAGAUUGAGGGUCUAAAAGAAGAGCUGAUCUUCCUCAAGAAGAACCACGAGGAGGAACUCUUGGCAGCUCGCUCCCAGAUGAGCGGACAGGUCAAUGUGGAGAUAGAUGCAGCCCCACAGGAAGACCUGACAAAGGUCAUGGCUGAAAUACGUGAGCACUACGAAGCCGUUGCUGCCAAAAACCGCAAAGAACUUGAGACUUGGUUCAAGUCUAAGAGUGAAGCCCUCAGCAAGGAAGUUGCCGUGAGCACAGAAACCCUCCAAACAUCCCGAUCUGAAAUCACCGAGGUUAAACGCACGCUCCAAAGUCUUGAAAUCGAGCUACAAUCACAACUCAGUAUGAAAGCAUCGUUGGAAGGCACUUUGGCAGACACACAGGCCCGCUACGCUUCCAUGUUGUCCAGCUACCAGCUCCAGGUCACCAGCCUGGAAGAGCAGCUGAUGCAGCUUCGUGCCGAUCUGGAGCGUCAAGGGCAAGAGUAUAAGAUGCUUCUGGACAUCAAGACCAGACUAGAAAUUGAGAUUGCAGAGUACAGAAGACUGCUGGAUGGAGAGGCUACUAGCCUCUCUGUUUCAAGCACAAGCUCAUCCUCGACUACACGCAAAGUGGUAACCAUUGUGGAAGAGGUUGUGGACGGCAAAGUGGUCAGCUCGUCCUCCCAGUCUAAAAGCGAGGUUGUGUCUCAGAAGCUCUCUUGAGCAAAAACAACAACACUUCGAGUUAUGAAAAACCAAUAAACUGCACUAACGGUGCUCUAACUCUGCA